AUGGCGAUGCUCAGCUCGUCGGUCUCCACGCCGUUCUCGUCACCGUCCUCAAAUAUUGACCCCUUCAGAGCCCAUCUCAUUGCUCUGCUCUCCCUUUACGAAGUUGGCCCAGCUACGGCACCAUUGCCAAGGUAUGAUGGCCCAUCGGAUUGGACGACGGACACAAUCCUCAACUCCUUGAGCAACUUUGCGAAGAGGAUGUACGACGCAGAAUCAAACAAGAGCAGGGGUUCGUCAGUUAACGAUUCGACCCCCGCAUCCUCCCCCGAGCCAGAGACACCGGGGGACCUGCCAAGGCAGCAAAUAGGAAAUCAUUCUCUGCGAUCAUCGACCCCCGCUCAUUCUACGCCUAUGACAAUAUCUUUGGAAGGUUUGAGAGAUAACGACAACCCAUUUGCAAGUUCCCUCCAUGCCUCCCCCGAGUACUCGCCGAAAGAGGAGGAGGUAUUCACCAAGGAACCCCCAACAUACGUCGGUAGUGGUCUGCCCGUGCUCACGUCGUCGUCGGCUCCCCCCACCAUCGUACAUGACAACAUAAAGUGCCCAACGUGUAGCAGGAUCGUUACUGACGCCAUCAUGGUAUCCAAAAUUGCCUCCUUAUCGACCCUUUCUUUCCCAGCAUCCGCGCCAUCCUCCGGUUCCCCAUUGGUCGUGCCCAUGGGCCCACUCGUGCACGCAGCAUUUGAAAGUGGGAUGAGUGCUGUAGAGGAGUUGAGGUUACUCAAGGCUCAGGUUCAGGACGUCGCCAGAGUUUGCAACGCUGUGGCGCGAGGUGAUUUGAGCCAGAAGAUCACGGUUCCGGUACAAGGUGUCGUUAUGGUUCAACUUAAGGACGUUAUUAACGGUAUGGUCGAUAAACUCGGACAAUUCGCCAAAGAAGUCACUCGUGUCAGUCAAGAAGUGGGUACGGAAGGCAAACUCGGUGGCCAAGCCCUGGUUCUGGACGUCGAGGGCACUUGGAGGGAACUGACUGGCGUUGUAAACAAGCUCGCAGCAAAUCUCACAAGUCAGGUCCGAUCAAUCGCAACGGUCACGAAAGCUGUCGCACUAGGUGAUUUAUCCAAGCAAAUUGACGUUGAUGCGCGCGGUGAAAUCUUGGACUUGAAGAAUACCGUUAACGGCAUGGUCAUUAGACUCCGCGCUUUAGCAGCAGAGGUCACCCGCGUAACAUUAGAAGUCGGUUCCCAAGGUAAACUAGGCGGACAAGCACACGUUCCCGACGUUGAAGGAGUCUGGUACGAGCUGGUUCGAAAUGUCAAUAGGAUGUGUUCAUCACUCACGGACCAAGUGCGAUCCAUUGCAAAUGUGACGACAGCCGUGGCCAAGGGGGAUUUGACGCAGAAGAUUGAGAUCCAAGUCGAGGGCGAGAUGAGCACGCUUAAGGGUACGGUCAACUCAAUGGUAGAUCAACUCAGUGCAUUUGCCAGCGAAGUCACUCGCGUCGCUUUGGAAGUCGGGACUCAAGGUAUUCUGGGUGGCCAAGCCAAGGUCGAAGGAGUUCAGGGAACAUGGGCUGAUUUGACGAGGAAUGUCAACAAAAUGGCCUCUAAUCUGACUGACCAAGUGCGCUCAAUUUCGGACGUUACGAAAGCUGUGGCUGCUGGCGAUCUGAGCAAGUUUGUGGAGGUUGAUGUGCAAGGCGAAAUGCUGGAUUUGAAGCAAACGGUCAAUCAGAUGGUUAAGCAACUAAGCACGCUUGCGAGGGAAGUGACCAGGGUGAGUUUGGAAGUAGGCACGGAAGGCAUACUCGGCGGACAAGCCUCAGUACCCGAGGUGAAGGGCAUGUGGAAGGUUCUAACGUCGAACGUCAAUUUGAUGGCCAUGAAUUUGACGAAUCAAGUACGCUCCAUCGCCGAAGUCACCAAGGCCGUUGCAGGCGGCGACUUGACUAAGAAGAUCGAAGUGGAUGUGCGUGGUGAGAUUUUGGAUUUGAAGGAGACGGUGAACGGGAUGACGGAGAGUUUGAGCGUGUUCGCGGACGAAGUUACAAGAGUGGCUAGAGAAGUCGGCACGGAAGGCAAACUUGGCGGGCAGGCCAGAGUAGCCAACGUCGGUGGAACGUGGAAGGAUUUGACUGACAAUGUCAACGUCAUGGCCAAUAAUCUGACGCUCCAGGUGCGAAAUAUCGCUGUUGCAACGACUGCCGUAGCUCGGGGCGACUUGACGCAGAAGAUCACUGGCGUGUCGGUCUCCGGCGAGAUGCUGAACUUGGUGAAUACUAUCAACGAUAUGAUUGAUCAAUUAGCCAUCUUCGCUUCUGAGGUGAAGAAGGUUGCAAGGGAAGUUGGCACAGAAGGCAAGCUCGGUGUCCAAGCCGAGGUUGGCAAUGUCCAGGGAAUUUGGCAAGAAAUUACUCUGUCCGUCAAUACCAUGGCUAGCAACCUUACGACUCAAGUGCGAGGCUUCGCCCAGAUCAGCGCUGCGGCCAUGGACGGCGACUUCACCCGUUUCAUCACCGUCGAGGCCAAUGGAGAAAUGGAUUCGCUUAAGACCCAGAUCAAUCAAAUGGUAUUCAAUCUACGCGACAGUAUCCAAAAGAACACCGCUGCAAGGGAGGCUGCUGAGCUGGCGAACAGGAGUAAGAGUGAGUUCCUGGCGAACAUGAGUCACGAAAUCAGGACCCCAAUGAACGGCAUCAUUGGUAUGACGGAGUUGACCCUGGACAGCGACUUGAACAGAUCACAACGAGAGAGCUUGCUGCUGGUGCACUCUUUGGCUAGGUCGCUUCUGUUGAUCAUCGACGACAUCUUGGAUAUCUCAAAGAUCGAAGCCGGCCGUAUGACCAUGGAAGCUGUUUCUUACUCCCUCCGCCAAACUGUCUUUGGAAUCUUGAAGACCCUCGUCGUCCGCGCCUCGCAAAACAAGCUUGAUCUGACGUAUGAUGUUGAGCCGGAUAUCCCUGAUCAACUCAUUGGCGAUUCCCUGCGUCUUCGUCAGGUUAUCACCAACCUCGUCGGCAAUGCUAUCAAGUUCACCCCUAGCAAAGCUUCCCGCAAAGGGCACGUCGCCUUGAGCACUCGCUUACUGGCACUCGACGACCAACAUGUUACCCUCGAGUUCUGCGUAAUGGAUACGGGUAUUGGUAUAGCGAAGGACAAAUUGAACCUCAUAUUCGACACUUUCUGUCAGGCUGAUGGUUCUACAACUAGGGAGUACGGUGGCACUGGCCUUGGUCUAUCGAUCUCCAAACGUCUGGUAUCACUGAUGCAGGGUAAUAUGUGGGUAGAAAGUGAAGUGUCGAAAGGCAGCAAGUUCUACUUCACUAUUACCUCGCAGAUCAGCUACAGCUCCGUGGAGUCUACGAUGGCGAAGAUGGCGCCAUUUGCUAAACGCACGAUCAUGUUUAUGGAUACGCUGUGCGACAAGACAGGUGUCGUAGACAGGAUCCCGGAGCUCGGGCUCCGUCCGUUUGUUGUCCACCAACUUUCCGAGGUCGCCGACAAGGACAAAUGCCCACAUAUAGACACCAUCAUCGUGGAUUCGCUAAGCAUGACUGAAUCCAUUCGCGAGUUCGAACACCUACGUUACAUCCCUAUUGUCCUCCUAGCGCCUUCAAUUCCCCGCUUGAAUCUGAAAUGGUGUCUCGACAACAGCAUCAGUUCCCAUGUCACUACUCCCGCCACCGCUCAAGAUCUCGCUUCAGCUCUCAUAUCAGCUCUUGAAUCCAAUACCGUCAGCCCAGUCUCUGCCCCAAAUGACGUUGUUUUCGACAUCUUACUGGCUGAAGAUAAUCUGGUCAAUCAGAAGCUGGCGGUUAAAAUCUUGGAGAAGUACGGGCAUAAUGUGGAGAUAGCAGAGAACGGCAGCCUCGCUGUUGACGCGUUCAAGAGUAGGGUCACUCAAAAUAGACCAUUUGACAUCAUUCUCAUGGAUGUGUCAAUGCCCUUCAUGGGGGGCAUGGAGGCCACGGAAUUAAUCCGAUCUUAUGAGAUGCACACCGGUCUAUCCCCUACUCCUAUCAUCGCUCUCACUGCCCAUGCUAUGAUUGGUGAUAGGGAGCGCUGCCUACAAGCUGGCAUGGACGACCACAUCACAAAACCCUUGCGCCGCGGUGAUCUACUGAACGCCAUAAACAAACUGGCUGGGGAACGCAAUGCAGCCAAGCGGCAGCACCUUCUACUACGCCGACCUCCAAUAUGCAUAUGA
Pleurotus ostreatus (oyster mushroom) is the source of this 4146-nucleotide messenger RNA. RefSeq lists its product as uncharacterized. The transcript has 23 exons. Gene Ontology annotation, molecular function: phosphorelay sensor kinase activity. The coding region runs from base 1 to 4146 and encodes 1381 amino acids. Gene Ontology annotation, cellular component: membrane. The record is from RefSeq and is a predicted model, not a curated record. NCBI's taxonomy places the organism in Eukaryota, Fungi, Basidiomycota, Agaricomycetes, Agaricales, Pleurotaceae. Gene Ontology annotation, biological process: phosphorelay signal transduction system; phosphorylation; cellular hyperosmotic response.